CACAACACCGUUGAAACGAGAAGACAUGACGAUUUUCUUACGUACUUUUGCAUACAUACGUCUCUUUCUUCUCACCUCGUACAUAAAGUCAAGAAUACGGAUCGGAUUUUCAGUUCUUAAUUUGGAAGCGGCACGAAAACGUCUACACAUUUUUCAAGUCUAAUCUCUCCUUUAAUUUAUAAAAUUUCUAUUAAAACAUAUACUUGCAAAAUUAUCACGAAUUAAAAUGUCUACCUGGGAAAAUUACUCUCCAGAGGAGCUAAUAAAGCAAAUGUCUGUCAGCCACUGGACUCCGGACAGAACGCCGGAAGAAGUUAUGAAUCAACACAUACAAAAUUCACUCUCAGAAACAAAAUCGGCCAGAGAUACGAUUAGUAACAAGCUUGGAAUUGCGUAUGGUGAAGAAGCUACCCAAAUAUUUGACGAGUACGGCACCGAGUUGAAGGACGACGCUCUGAUUUUCUUUUGGAUUCAUGGCGGAUAUUGGCAAGAGGGUACCAAAGAAAUUGCUGGACAUAUGGCACCAAAUCUUGUAGCUCGAGGCGUGAGAAAUGUCGUUGUGGAGUAUUCUCUGGCACCUAAAGUGAAAGUUGCUGAAAUACAGGAAGAAAUCAUCCAAGCUCUUCGGAAGGUUGGGGAAAUGUUUCCCAAGGCAAAAAUAGUAGUUGGAGGUCACUCUGCCGGUGGUCAACUAGCCGCGAUGCUGCUUCACAACAAGUCACUGGAUCCGAUUAUCUGUGAAAAGAUUGCCGGCUUGGUUUUCUCGUCGGGAGUAUUCGAUUUACGACCACUGGUAGCGACACCGUUAAAUAUUGCGCUUGGAUUGACUAUUGAGACGGCGGAAGCAAGCAGUCCCUUAAUUCUGAAGGAAAUUCAUUCCCAUUUUCUCAGCAAAAAGGAAACUUUUCCCAUUUUGGUAAUAGUUGGAGAGUAUGACUCGAACGAAUUUAAACGCCAAUCCGAAGAGUACCAGAAGCUCUUGCAGGCCUCAUUCCCAUGCGCGGAAGUUGUCACGAUUGAAAAAGAAGACCAUUUCACAGUGGUAGAAAAAUUGUCACAGAAAGAUUCAUUGGCUGGAAUUGAGCUGGGAAAAUUUCUGGAUAAAUUUGUGUAAAAUGAUGACGAAAUUUGGUUAACUGAAGAAGUUUGCUAUUUUGAAAGGAGAUAAUCAUUGCAUAAAUUUCAAAAUUCCUAAUCAUAAUUAGAUGAAACAUGAUGAAAUUAAAUUUAUGAAGAGCCUUGCUAUUUUUAAAGAUUACUUUGCAAAUAAUUAUUGCGUAUAAAAAAUUCCAAAAUUCAUAAAAAUGUCUAGUUGAAACAUGAUGAGAAUAAAUUUA
This is a messenger RNA of Folsomia candida, 1337 nucleotides long. RefSeq names its product kynurenine formamidase. Gene Ontology annotation, molecular function: hydrolase activity. The coding region runs from base 227 to 1114 and encodes 295 amino acids. NCBI's taxonomy places the organism in Eukaryota, Metazoa, Arthropoda, Collembola, Entomobryomorpha, Isotomidae. The record is from RefSeq and is a predicted model, not a curated record. The transcript is spliced from 7 exons.